Schistosoma turkestanicum is the source of this 570-nucleotide messenger RNA. Lineage: Eukaryota; Metazoa; Platyhelminthes; Trematoda; Strigeidida; Schistosomatidae. The record is from the annotation of a GenBank genome assembly.
UUGAUUGUAAGUAAUAGUCAAAGUUUAAUACAAUCAGAUAUGCUUAGUCAAGAAAUAGGACAAACUAAUGCCAAUAGACGAUUAAAUCGUUUUAGUGAUAUUCUACCAUAUGAUCAAACACGAGUGAAGUUAAAUCCAACUGAGAAAAACAAACAGGAUCAUGAUUAUGUGAAUGCAAGUUUUAUUUAUGAAAUUAUACCAUGUACAAGUGUAAAAACACAUCCAAUAUUAAAUAGAAAUAAAAUUGCCUAUAUUGCAUCUCAAGCACCGUUAGAAUCAACAGCUGGUGAUUUUUGGCGAAUGAUACUUGAUCAAAAUAUCACUGUUAUUGUUAUGCUUACAAAAUUAUAUGAAGAUGACAUAUCGAAAUGUUGUCAAUAUUGGCCAAAUGAUAUACAUGAAUCAUUAACAUUCCAAUCGGAUUGUUUAAAAUUAGAAGUAACUUUACUAUCAGAAGAAGAUCAUCAUAUGUAUAUAUUACGUAAACUUUACAUUACUUCUUCUGUAUGUCUGUCUAUCUAUCUAUCUGUCUGUCCACAGUUGAUUGAUUUUUUUCUGUUCUUUUGAAAC